AUGCAACGUGCCGGUGCCACGCCCAGUUCGCCCGCGGAGAAUAUUCUACUGCAACCGCCUAUUUUUUCUACGCCACCGCCACAAUCGACUUUAAUCUCACAAAAUGAAAAUGGCGAAUUAUGUCGAGUGGGAUUAAAACCAACUCCGUUUUGGCCUGAUCGUCCAGCGCUUUGGUUUGCACACCUGGAAGGACAAUUUUUACUGGCACGUAUUAAUUGUAAUAGCACAAAAUUCUACCAUGUUUGUGGGCAAUUGGACCGACAGCACAUAAUAGAAGUGGAAGAUAUUAUUGAGAACCCACCCAAAGAAAAUAUGUAUGCUACACUAAAGGCGGAAUUAAUACGUAGACUUUCAGCCACUCAGGAGCAAAACGUGAAGCAAUUACUUGAGUUUGAAGAAUUAGGUAGUCGUAAACCUUCUCAAUUCUUACGACACUUAAGACAUCUAGCGGGACCCAAAAUACCGGAUGAUUUUAUUAGAACCAUAUGGUCAAGCAGACUCCCGCAGAACAUACAGCCGAUAAUAGCUUCACAUCAAGAUAUGCCUAUUCAAAAAUUAGCAGAAUUAGCGGACAAAAUUCAAGCUAUAGCUUCACCGUCUGUGACAAACGUGGCAGAGAUCCAUUCAGAACCCACGAGCUUCGCACACCAGCAACCGAGCCCAUUAGAAAGUAUGUCAGUACAAAUAGCAGAACUUAGCAGGCAAGUCGCAAAACUUACAAUGCACGCGUCAAGACGAACAGGUUAUGGAGGCAGAAGUACAACACGCUCCCGCUCCAGAUCAAAACCCAGGAAUAAUGGUAUGUGUUAUUAUCACAAUAAAUUUGGUGUAAAGGCGAAACGUUGUACCACGCCUUGUUCGUUUAAGGCGGAAAACUACACAGGCAGCCAUUAG
Molecule: messenger RNA, 894 nt
Organism: Achroia grisella
Lineage: Eukaryota; Metazoa; Arthropoda; Insecta; Lepidoptera; Pyralidae
Exons: 1
Coding region: 1-894 (297 amino acids)
Source: RefSeq, a predicted model, not a curated record